AUGGAUGUAGACUGCGAAUUAGAUGGCGAUCUUCUAACAAAAUUUAGUUGUUUAGGGACCACGGAUCACGAUGUUCUAAUUCAUGAACUUCAAAGACUGUUGGAUUUUCAACUCAAUCCGUCGGGGUGCGCUUUCUUCCUCGAUAUGACAAACUGGUAAAUAUAAAUUGCUUUAUUUUCGUUUUCAGGCCUUCUCUUCUGUGGGUGUUUAUUUACUUUGUUUAAAUUUAAUCUGCUGGAAAAAUUGUGACGCUAAUCAAUGGCUUUGUUUUUCCGUCAUGACUGUUUGCCUGUCUCAAGGAAUCUCCAGGUAAGAUUAUGUAUAUUUAUUUAAGUGUUGUAUUACAGAUUGGAUUGUGUAACUUGUAUUCAUUCAAAAGACAUUCGAUUUCCUUCGUUUCUCAUGGUCAAACCUUCCAAUUUUCUCUAACGAGUCUUUUGCGCCGGUGCGGUUUUUGUCUUUUUCUUUUUGAACAUUCUUAUAUGAUUUAACGUUAUUGUACAAUUUCAAAUUUUAAUUGUUAUGGUUGGGAUUCACUCCUGUUAUCCUUUACUGGUGUUGAAUUGUGGUAAUCAACGGGCAUUUUAUGUUCGUGCGGCAUAUUUGUGGUCACCUAAGGUGUAGGUUGGAUAUUAUGAAUGUACAGUACAUAACGAAUUAUUUAAUGCCUUCUGUAAGCUUCAACCCCAAAGUUUCACUAACAGAUACUCGCAUAUUUCUUUAAUGGCUGGUUUAGAGAAUUUGGAGUUAGACCACAAUUUAAAUAUUCUAAUUCUCAUCAACUAUCGGCACUAUUUGACUUUUUAUCAAAAUUGCAUUAAAUAUUCAGAUCACUCAAAGAUUGAAAGGAUAUUACACUUUACCAUUGUGUAGGAACUAUUCUGGUAGAUUUUAGGAUUUCAUUUAUUUCAGCUGCCUAUUAAUUAUCAAGACAGAAUUUCUCCUUACAAUAUAUAUAUAUAUAUAUAUAGGCAAUAAGAAGAAAGUAAAAAAAAAAAAAAAAAUAUAUAUAUAUAUAUAUACAUUAUGAAGGAGACAAGUGAUGAGAAUGAAUUAAAAUAUUAGUUGGAAUCACUAGUUGAUCCAUUACUAAAUUCUCCAAACUAACAUUAUAACAAUUUUAUCACAGAUAUUAAGGAGAAUUACUAAUGAGAUCUUGGGAGUAGAGGGGUUAAGCUUUUGAAUGUGCACAUGUGUAAUCAGUGAAUGAGAAAACUAAACCCUUUCUCAUUGUGUGACCAAAUGUGAAUUUCUCCUUACUCUAUUGAUAUAUUUUUUAAGCAGUUAGGUAAUGAGAAAAAAGUAAAAUAUUAACCAGGGGAUAUUAUUUGAUUUAGCACCAGUUAUUAAUCAUUAUGGCAAACAGUUUUUCAUAUCCUGGGAGUGAAAGGGUUAAUUAAUGAAUGCAGUGUCAUCAUGAAUCACUUAAUUACAUCUUGAACAACCAAUGGAAUAAACUUGACAAAUGACAAAAGAAUUUAUGAGGAAAAGAACUCUCAUAACAGUAGUCUCAUGGUUAUCUUAGAGAUAAUUAUAGUAACAAUGGCUCCUACUAUACAACAUUACAUCAUGCACAAAAUUCCAGUUUCACAACAACAAAUAACUGUUACCUUUUUUCUCGCUAAACUCUUCAUUCCCAGUUGUGCCCAAAAAACUUUCAUUAUGCAGAUUAUUUCUUUCAUAAUUUAAGAAUGAUUUGUCCCACAAGCAGAGGUUUCAUUGAAUGAUAUUUUGUGGUAUCACUAUUCAAAUCACCUCAAAUGUAUUUUCUUUUUGCUUUUGUAGGCAGCAGUAGGGGCUUAUUAUGAUUUUAACAGUCCUCAAGACAAACUACCAAGUAUGGCAUUCAUUAGAGAUGUGACAAUUGGAGAGGGAGAGUCUGUUCCACCUAACACAGCCUUUGUGAAAACAUGGAGAAUUCAAAAUAAUGGUAAAAAUCUAGAACUGUUUGUGUUUUAUAGCCAGUGUUACCUUUAACUGGCAGCUUAAAAGGGUAUGAUUUUGUUCUGUUUUUCAGGUAUUGGGAAUAAGAUUUUAUGUUAUUCUUAAACAGUUUAAAAUAUUAUCUACAAUAAAAGGUACCAACAUAUGAACACAGAUUUCUGAUGUCUAAUUUGCUAACCAUUAACAAUCACAUCUUCCAAGUUUGAGUCAUAUGCAUAAUGUAACUUAGAAGCUCACAGUGCUUGUUUUUCUUACAGGCAUUAUUGCAUGGCCCAAUGGAGUGUUUCUAAAAUACACAUCUGGUGACCAACUGGGUCCUGUAAAUUUGGUUUCUGUUAAAUCUUUGAGUGCUGGCGAAUUUUAUGACCUUAGUGUGAACAUGAUAUCACCUGCGAAAACAGGCAUGUAUCAGGGUCAGUGGAGGAUGUGUACACCAUCUGGACAGUAUUUUGGGGGUAAGUAAAUAUACUGCCAAACUUCACCAUGUGCAAUACUUGUCACAAGUCCCAUAAACUUAUGUGACAGAAGUGCAAAUAUGUAUUAUGUCCUCUGUUUUUUUUGUUUUUUGGUUUUUUUGGGGUUUUUUUUUUGUUUUUUUUUUUUAAGUUGAAGUCUUCCUUACCUCCCAAUCCCUCCCCCCUCCCCCUCCCCCCUUCUUUAAAAAUAAUCUUGUUUAAUUGUGGAGACUGGAUAAAUGUACUUUUUAUUUGAAAUCUUUAUGGGAGUCAACUUCAUAAAACUCAAGGCAUAAUUUUUUUCACACAAGUUUGUGGCAUAUAUUAUAGCUUAUUCUUCUGGUCUUUUUUUUUCAAGUAACAAGCAAAUUUUAUCAAAGUUCCUAAUUUAAUCAUUGUGAAUUCAGCUCUGAAUUGUUGCUGUGAACUUUCAUGAGACAAAAUUGAUGUGGACUUUUACUUUAAAGGGGCUUUUUAAUCCUUCACACCAUAACAUCAGCAUGUAAAUUCUCCACACAGCUCUCUAUACAUUUCCUAUAACAGUGACAAGGAGAAUUAGCUUGAAAAUCAAGAGAUUUUCAAGUUGGCAAUUGUUUAAUUAUAUAAAUCCUCUACUUUCAAACUGCUUCUCUUCACGCAGGAGUAUAAAUGGGUAUCUGCAAAUUGUCAGGGAAGCCUGAUAAAACACGCAAGAGGGCAUCUUUGGGAUAGACAAGCAUGCCAUCCAUGGGGGGAGGAGAGAGAGAGAGUGGAGAGAGAGAGUGGUGAAACUCCUAAUCACUUCCUGCCAAGGAAACCAGGAUUAGCUCUAACUAGGUGGGCUACUCGGCUUGCGUACAGACGUUACCUUACCAUACAUUUCAUGCCAAGGAAACCAGGAUUAGCUCUGACUAGGCAGGCUUCUCGGCUUGAGUGCAGACAUUACCUUACAAUACACUGAUUUAUUCUACUUUUAAUUUUAAUGUUUUAGAUGUUAUAUGGGUCAUUCUAUGCGUGGAUGAAGGAGGAUUGUUAGGACUCACACAGCAGCUGUCAUCAUUAGGAAGGGAAAUGAACUUUCAUGAAGGAUCCAACCCUUCAUCAACCUCUGCUAAUCCUUUUGGACUUUCAACACCUAUCUCGAUUUCCCCACAACCUAUUUAUUCUGUUCCCCAUAACAGCCCAGCUAAUGGGGUUAUCCAUGUUUCACCAGCUAGGAGAUCACUUUUUAAUUCCACGGUAAGUAAACAUGAAAUUGGACAUUGCAUUUCAUUAAUUUUUACAGUUGACUCAGGACUGUGAACUCAAACCUUCACCUACUAAAACUGCAUGCAAACUUGAACCUGAGUUGAUUUCACUCUGAUAACUAUCAAACUAUCAUCUUCGCAACAAUUUCAGUGAUCUUCUUUGUUGCCCUUGUUUGGUCCAAUCAUGCAAUGUAUCAUCUCUCCUACCUCAAACCUUUAAUGAGCUCAACUUCCCACUUUCUGAUUUUCUGGAAGAGUCCAGACCAAUGGCUAAAAAGUUGUUUUUAACCCCAGCUGUUGUGAAAUACAAUUACAAUAUUUUUUCAAUUAAGCAAUCUUGGGGAGGAGGGGGAAGGAGAGGGAGGAGAAGGGAAGGUGUCUAUUAGCUUUUCCUACUUAGAAGGUGGGUGCUUAUUGAAGGUUGGACACCUACUGGUAAUCAGAUAAUUACAGUAUAUGUCUUAAUUUGCAACUGCAACUGGCUAAGAAAUAGGAUUAAGCAGUUGGAAAUAAGUAAGCAGCAUUUUUAUUGUGGGCUCCUUUUCUCAUAGGUCAAUGGAGAGCAUCUAGAACCUCUCAUCUCACCUAGUAUACAAGUUGGAUCAGUGUUCCAUAGCAAAGAAGAGGAAAGUUUAGUGAAUCAAUUAAAGGAUACAUCUCUAUUACAAGACUCAGAUAUAGAUCAUUCAUAACAAUUACAUGGGUGUUUGUUAUUUUGAACAAUUGUGGGUUCUGUCCAGUGGUGGAAUUUGCCAUGGUGACAACGCUGUAGACAUUCAAGGAGUACUAAAUUAAAUUCUUACUUUGAUAUUUGCUUGCCCAAAUUUUGGCAAUUAUUCAAAGGUUGUGAACAGAUUUUUUUUUAAGCUGACAGCUGAAAAGUCAUGAUAUACAUGUAAUACUCUAAACAGGAAUAUUUUACCAGACCUUAGUUUGGUAAUUCGACACAAUUUCAUGUAAUCGACCUGACAUGAUUAAUUUGGCUUAGUGUUGUUUCAGCCAAGAGAACAAAGGUACCUUAUUUAAUAAGCGCAUGCUUUUUGUAUCCCUUAAACUCCCAAUAGUGAUGAAUACGAAACUUCUCCCCCUAACAUCCAUACAUUAUCCAUUUAACAGGUAAUGAGAACGCUCAGGCUCAUGAGUUAGAAGGUGUUUUCUUGAUCUAACACUAAAUUCCUGUCACUAAUUUACAACAAAAUGUGUAUCAGACAGAGGGUGAAUUAACAAUUAGAUCUUGGGAGUUUGGGGGGGGAGUGGGGGGUAAUGCAAGGCUGGGAAUGGAACAAGAUUACAACAACUCGUGGCACACUUUGACAUCAACCAGGUGAUUGGACAGUUCCCGUGGUUCUGGUCUUUUAACCUUUUGACCCCUAAGACUGACUAACAUCUAAGUUCUCCUUACAAUAUCAUCCCUGAAUCAAACAUUAAGGUCACAAGAAUAACUAAAGUGAUCAUCAACCAAAGAAGCUCUUUAUUGUUUUAUAAAUUCUCCUUAACAGCACCUUAGGAAAUGUUUAGAGAACAGUGAGGAGAAUAUGCAUGCUGAUGUUAGGAUGUUGUGGGUUUAACUAAAAAGCACAGACAAAAAAGUCUUUUUCCCAUGGGUAGCCUGCCCCCAUCCAGGGUCAAAUCAUUGUUGGGUACAUUACUAGGAAGCCUCAGCUCAAAUUUGACACUUUGCAGCUUAAAUGCCAUUGAAUAAUUAAGCCUUCCAGUCACAAAGUAAUUUUUUUGCAUUAUUAAUUAUUUGCUUCAGCCCAUAUUUUUAAAUUUGCACGUAUUAUUCAGUAGGGGCUUUAACUUAGAUGGUUUUUAAAUUAAACAAUUGUAGUCUUAGCUUGCCAUAUGUAACUUAAUGUAAUUAUCUCGAGGUAGAUGUUUUAUGAAUAACAUGGUCACUAUGUUUUAACGUUCAAAGGGACUGGUCAUUAUUUAUUACCUGUUGAGUGGGGGGAAGAAAGGAUUUUAAAUGAUGAAUGAUCGUUAAAUGAUGACUGCUCCUUAAAAACUAAUAUUUUUUGUAAAAAUAAAGUUGUUAGUCGUAAUUAGGUUUAUUUAUGGUACACAUGUUGCACUUGUGUAAACGAAGCACCUCUCGUUGUUCACAGUGUCAUGAAUUUUUGGUAAACACGGUGGAAAACCCACAAUAAUCCAAAUUAAUCGUUAUGGUAUCUCGAAUUUUAAAUCAUGUUUUGGUGAGCUUCUUGAAGAUAGCAGCAAGUUUGAUUUUCAGAACCAAUAAUCACAAAAUUAUACAAUCUGUUCAACCUUAUUGAUCCGUGUCAUGUCA
Molecule: messenger RNA, 5915 nt
Organism: Pocillopora meandrina
Lineage: Eukaryota; Metazoa; Cnidaria; Anthozoa; Scleractinia; Pocilloporidae
Source: the annotation of a GenBank genome assembly